GCCGGAGCCGGAGCCGGAGCCAGAGCACGGGCUGUACGGAGCAGGCGGCGGGAAGGUAGCGGAGUCGGGCGACUCGCGGCCCCGGCGCGGCCUCCACUAGGGCCAAGACCCGCACACCUGCCGGGCCGGGGAGAAGUCGGGGGCCGCGCGCAGGCGAGGACCCGCUGCCCGGCCCGGGGGAGAUCCCAGGACGCGGACCGGGCAGCUCGGGUCCGAGGUGAACCUGGGCGGAGGACGCGCCCACCGGAGGUGCAGCCUCGGAGCUCCAAACCCAGCCCACUCGGGGCUGGGGUCCCCAUAGGAGGCGGACAGCCGAGGCGACGUGCGUCGGGAGCCAGCGCGAUUCCUGCGGGAGCGGAGGAGCCGAGUCGGAGGGAGCGCGGCGCCCGGCCAUGCACCGGGCGCAGUAGCGGGAGGCGCGGGCCCGAUGGCGCGGGCCGGGGCGCGGAGACUGCUCGGCGGCCGCUGUCCGCCCGGGCUCCGGCUCGCGCUCGCGCUUCGGCUCGCAUUGCUGCUGGCGCGGCCGCCGUCGGGCCGCGCGGGGGCCCCCGAGGCGCAGGGUCCCGCGACGCCGGGCACUACAGCCCCGGCGGGGGGCGACCGCUGUCGCGGCUACUACGACGUGAUGGGUCAGUGGGACCCGCCCUUCAACUGCAGCUCGGGCGCCUACAGCUUCUGCUGCGGCACGUGCGGCUACCGCUUCUGCUGCCACGACGGGCCGCGGCGCCUCGACCAGAGCCGCUGCUCCAACUACGACACGCCGGCCUGGGUCCAGACAGGCCGGCCGCCCGCCCGCGCCCGCGACACCGCAGCGCCCCGGGACCCGGGCCGCGAGCGCAGCCACACGGCCGUCUACGCGGUGUGCGGCGUCGCCGCGCUGCUGGUGCUGGCCGGCAUCGGGGCGCGCCUGGGUCUGGAGAGGGCGCACAGCCCGCGCGCGCGGCGCACCGUGACCAGGGCGCUGACGGAGCUUCUGAAGCAGCCGAGCCCCCAGGAGCCAUUGCCUCCCACCCUGGGCCCGCCCCUGGGUGACUGUGUCCAGGUGCAGAUGGGGGACGGCCUUCCCCGGGGCUCCCCCCACAACAGCUCAGGUCCCAGGACUCCGCGCCUGGCUCGAGCGUCGCCUCCGGGCGAGCCGUUCAUGAGGGUGGCACCCCCCGGGCUGGCUGCCGCCGCCGCUGCGCGUGACCCGGAGCCAGGCCCUGUUCCCGGCGCUGGAGGCUGCCGCGAAGACAGGCUUGGCUCGCAGCCUCGCCGGGAGAACGGUCCCCCAGGUUCUCACCGAACCGCCUCGGGGAGAGGGCUGCGGAGAGGUGACAGCGAGGGCGGAGUGACCCGGGGUAUCGGGCCGAGCCGCGUCUCACUCCUCGCUCCAGACAAGAAGCGCCUCAGCAAGGCGCCCCUGGGGUCAGCCGCCCUGGGGCCCCCGCGCGGCCCGCGGCUGCAGGGUGGCUGCAGCUUGACGCUGCAGCCCGACUACGCCAAGUACGCCACGUUCAAGGCAGCCACGCUGAAGGCCAGAGAGGCUGGCCCGCGGGACUUCUGCCAGCGUUUUCCCGCCCUCGAGCCGUCCCCGCGACAACCCCCGGCGGGGGCCCCGCGUCCCGCCCCGGACUUGCCUGCGCCCCUGGACGCCUGCCCCUGGGCCCCACCGGGCUACGCGCCCCCUGCUGCGCGGGGCCCCUAUGCCGCCUGGACGGCCAGUCGCCCGGCCCGGACCGCCCCGCUCGGCCACCCGGCGGCUCAGGCCUUCCAGGUACCUCGGCGGCCCGGUCACGCGGCCCGGCGCCAGUUCAGCGUGGAGAAGAUGCCCGAGACCUUCAGCCCGCACCCCCCAAGCCUUUACCGCGGCGCGGGCCGCGGGUCCCGGUACCUAAGGACCAACAGCAAGACCGAGGUCACCGUGUGAAGCAGGGCCGCGGUCCCCUCGAGGCAUGGGCUAGGGCCCUCGUCUGCCCGUUGGAGCCCCAGGCCACAGGGAGAA
Messenger RNA from Piliocolobus tephrosceles (Ugandan red Colobus), 1984 nucleotides. RefSeq names its product shisa family member 8 (gene SHISA8). The transcript has 4 exons. Gene Ontology annotation, biological process: regulation of short-term neuronal synaptic plasticity; regulation of AMPA receptor activity. The record is from RefSeq and is a predicted model, not a curated record. Lineage: Eukaryota; Metazoa; Chordata; Mammalia; Primates; Cercopithecidae. The coding region runs from base 428 to 1909 and encodes 493 amino acids. Gene Ontology annotation, cellular component: postsynaptic membrane; AMPA glutamate receptor complex; dendritic spine membrane.